Molecule: messenger RNA, 987 nt
Organism: Entrophospora candida
Lineage: Eukaryota; Fungi; Glomeromycota; Glomeromycetes; Entrophosporales; Entrophosporaceae
Source: the annotation of a GenBank genome assembly
AUGAGUUUGUCUAGUGAAGCAAAAAAACGUCUUCGUGAAUCAUUACAACAACAGCGCUUAAAUCAAAAGUCAGCCGAAUAUAAUGAGGCAAAAAAGCUUCUCACAGGUUUAACGAAUCUUGAUUAUAAACCUAACCAUGAAAAAUAUACGUAUCAUAAAUAUUGGCUUAAAUCCGAUGGAAAUGAUACUGCACUUUUGGAAGUAUACAAACCCGAAGAGCUUUAUUCCCAAUAUAUAAUUCGAGUGGCAGAAAAGGGGUUUACUAUAGUUGAUCAUCCUUCCAAAGUUUAUGGGCUACCCGACACCCACGAAUGUAUUGAUGGAAGUCUACCUCUUCACCCAGUUCUGGACAUCGAUGCAAGGCAGUACCCCGAUCCCAUGAAUUCUGAACUCCCUUCCUUAGAUAGAUAUAAAAUUUCUCGUGAAGAUUUAUUAUCCAGGAUCUUAAUUGCCUGUGCCGAUAUUAUAUAUACCGAUUUAAAACACCACAUAACUUUAAAUGAUUUUGCCUUAGCUAGUUUGUCUAAUGCCAAUAAAUGUAGCUGGCAUAUUGUAUAUCCCCAUGCCUGUUUUAUUGACUAUAGAGAUCUUAAAGGUUUUGUGGAAAAAGUUGCUAAUAGGAUUGGAAAGCCAUACUCAGAAUUUAUUGAUAUAGGACUCUAUAAAUCUCGCUUCAGUCUUCGUCUUCUUGGGUCGGCAAAGGGUGAUAGAAUUAAAAGACCUACAAUUUCUUCAGUUAAGAAAGGAUAUCGUAAGCUAGAAGAUUAUCUAGUUCAACCUAGGUUUGAUGUUUCUGAAAUCUGGCCCCGAACCUUUUCUUCUGAAGAGCCAGUAAAACAAGAAUCCCAGCCCAUCAAUGAUGAAAAUGCUUUGGUUAAAGGAGCUAAUUUAGCUAUUGCAGAAUAUGGGUGGCUCCAGAUUGGAAGAAUCGAGAAAGGGUUUGUUAACUUUCAAUCACAAUUGGUUAAAGAAUGCCCUAUAUGCGAU